Loa loa (African eye worm) is the source of this 199-nucleotide messenger RNA. RefSeq lists its product as hypothetical. The annotation marks the transcript as partial. The record is from RefSeq and is a predicted model, not a curated record. The transcript has a single exon. NCBI's taxonomy places the organism in Eukaryota, Metazoa, Nematoda, Chromadorea, Rhabditida, Onchocercidae.
GUUGCGCAGGCAGGGCACUGCAAGCUUCCCUUACUACCCAAGUGGUGUUGGUGUUGCUGCUGCAGUUGUGAGUGCAUGUAGCAGUGGCAGUAGCAGUCUAGCAACUUGCUUCGGCCAUCGAUUUGCGCUUGAUGGAAUCGAGAAGUACAGCGCGAUGGGAUGGAUGGAGACUGCAUGCAGGAAUACAGCUACAGAGUAG